Molecule: messenger RNA, 1419 nt
Organism: Aspergillus oryzae RIB40
Lineage: Eukaryota; Fungi; Ascomycota; Eurotiomycetes; Eurotiales; Aspergillaceae
Product: flavin monoamine oxidase family protein
Exons: 3
Coding region: 1-1419 (472 amino acids)
Molecular function (GO): oxidoreductase activity
Source: RefSeq, a predicted model, not a curated record
AUGGCACCACCUUCAAACGAAGGCUUUUUAUGGACUCCACAUGGAAGUACGAGUGGCCUCGAAACUGACGCUGUGCAGGAAAGCUCACCAGUUAUCCAUGACAGCUAUGACGUGGUGGUUAUAGGGGCUGGGUUCACUGGUCUUAUCGCCGCACGAGAAUUGAGUCAGAGACAUGAUCUGAAGGUGUUACUAUUAGAGGCAAGAGAUCGGAUCGGUGGUCGUACAUGGACGGCAAGAGCUCUAGGGGAAGAGCUAGAGAUGGGAGGAACUUGGGUGCAUUGGGCUCAACCUCACCUUUAUAGCGAACUUCGCCGGUACGGACUACAUAUCAAUUUAAAGACUUCCGCAGGCACUGCUGCACCUACCAAGCAGAUGUUCAAACAGGGAAAGGCAACCCCAUGUGAGAUAUCGAUCGAGGAGACUGGUGAUAUUUUGGAGCGCAUUGCCCAAUCUUUCUUCACGAUCGACGGAAGCAGCAGUCGUGAGCUCAUGCCAUACCCUCACGAUCCCUUCAAGCGACCAGCUUUGUGGAUGAAAUAUGAUCAUUUGUCAGUGCAAGACCGACUGGACAGUCUUCGUGGGUUUUCAAGUUGGGAGAAAGAUUUGUUCGAAUCAAACACGAGCACCUUCGGUAGUGCUCCUGGAAAGGAUAUCGCAUUUACCGAAGCACUUCGGUGGUACGCCUUAGGUGGACACAACAUGAAGGGGGUGUUCGAACUCGCUGGAGUCUACAAAAUUGGGAAUGGGGGCAUGACUUCGUUUGCGCGAGCAGCUAAGUUAGGAGUUAGGGUUACCACAAGGCUUGGGCAAGAGAUCAAUGCAAAAUAUGUAGUUUCUACUAUUCCUUUGAACUGUUUAGCGGAUGUGAAAUUCUACCCCCCAAUAUCUUCCAGUCGACAGUCUGCGAUGACGAAAGGACAUAUCAAUAAGGGCGCAAAGAUCCACUUCAAGCUCAAGGCAGCGGAGCCGGGCUGGUUUGUAACCGCAAAUUCGAGCGACUCGGCCUAUGUUUUUGCCUUCUCCGACCACAACGGCACUCGGGAAUCAGAACCAUCCGGCACUUGGUGCAUUGGAUUUGGAUACAAUGGAAGAUUGGAUGAUAAGAACAACCACCGUCAUAUUAUCGAUCACUUCCGAAAGGAUAUUUAUCCAACCGGUGACGUUGAAGCUUACGUGACUCACGACUGGGUGAAUGACCCGUACGCGAAAGGAGCUUGGGCUUGUUGGGGGCCUGGAUGUGCGACAGCCUAUCUCCAAGAACUCCAGAAGCCCCAUGGGAGGGUCAUUUUUGCCAGUGCCGAUUGGGCUGACGGGUGGAGGGGGUUCGUUGAUGGAGCCAUCGAACAGGGUCACCAAGCAUCUCAAUGUGUCGUGGCAUCUCUCAAGUCAGAGACUGAAACGUUGCGAUCGAGGCUUUGA